Alosa sapidissima (American shad) is the source of this 1837-nucleotide messenger RNA. RefSeq names its product 1-phosphatidylinositol phosphodiesterase-like. Gene Ontology annotation, molecular function: phosphoric diester hydrolase activity. Gene Ontology annotation, biological process: lipid metabolic process. The record is from RefSeq and is a predicted model, not a curated record. Lineage: Eukaryota; Metazoa; Chordata; Actinopteri; Clupeiformes; Clupeidae. Bases 191 to 1255 code for a protein of 354 amino acids. The transcript is spliced from 4 exons.
UGAGCGGCGGUCAUAUUUUGUACUGCUUUGCGGUACAUCUAGUUUUGUUCCUAAGUGUUUUUUUUUUUCACAUCACUUUCCCUCUGAGAUGGGUGGGCCAGUAACAUGAGAGCACCCUACAAGAACAGCCUACAUUCAGCUUGAUAACAAAUCAGCCCAACUGGACACACCUUUUAUCAAAAAGUAUAAGAUGAUGGUGUUCACUGUUGGUAUCAGCACAGCACUGCAGAACUGCACAGCAUUCAAAAGUUGCCUCACCUAUGGUACGAAGACCACCCCAGACAUGAAAAGCAGCUUCCUCCAGACAGCCCUUUUUGCUUUACUGCUCGUAGCAUUUCAGGACUUGAGCCGCAGUCAGAAGGACCAAUCAUUUAAUGAUGCAGCGGAUCUCAACCUUCCAGAACUGUAUGACAUUGGCUGGAUGAAAUCAAUUGACAACAACAAGUUCAUCUCUGACAUCACCAUCCCUGGCACCCAUGACACCAUGGCCCUUCAUUGGGGCUCUUUUGUAGAAUGCCAGGCCUGGUCAUUGGAAGAUCAGCUCAAGGCAGGCAUACGUUAUCUGGAUCUUAGGGUCAAGAUGUGUAAAAAAAAGCUCAAGCUUGUACAUGGAUGCUUUUUACAGCAUAUAACGUUACCUGAAGUGCUUAGCAUUAUCCAGACAUUUCUGAAGGACUAUGUCAGUGAGGCCAUUCUUGUAAGGGUAAAACUAGAAAAUGUAACACCGAAUCAUAAACAGGAUGCUAAAAAGCUUAUUGAAAGUUUCCUUAGAGAUAAUCCAGGUGUUGAGACAUGGGAUGAGUCAAAUGUACCAAGUAUGGGCGACGUUAGAGGCAAGAUUGUUUUCAUACAGAAAGGAAAGUUUAACCUAGGUAUUCCAAUUCAUGGUACUGAUGCGAGCGGGGAUUAUAAGGUCAGUACAAUAGAUAAGAAAAAGGAGAAAAUUAGGAACCAUUUGAAAGAGGCUGGGGAGAUGUGUGGUAAGGGUGAGGUAAUUCUGACUUACUCUAGUGGCACGGGCCUUCCUAAAUACGCGCUGACUUUAACACCAAAAGUAAUAGCUGAAGAAAUUAACCCUUGGUUAAAUGAAUAUCUAAAGGACGAUAAUCUGAAAAACAUACCUUGUUUUGGAGUCAUUGCUAUGGAUUUUCCUGGCUUUGAUCUCAUAAAAAGGGUGAUUGGCCUAAAUAAACUUAAACCUGUUGUACUUGGCUGCGUCGGCUCCAACCUGAGCCCUAAUUUUAAGGACUCAUGACUUGACUUGAACUUAGGUACCGAUGAAAGGGACUUGGACUCGGACUUGUGUGUUGUUUGCAUUUGGAGAUAGGUUAAAAUCUGGUUAUUUUACUAAAUCAAUUUUUUUCUGACUUACUAAUAGACUUACAGUAAUGCAAAGACAUUGUGAAUUCAAUUUGGAUAUUUUCAAUGCAAUGGUUUUACUCAAUGAACUGUAUUACAAUUCUACCUAUAGCACGUAAAUCUUGUGUAAUCCACAAAACCUUUUUCAUUUCGGUAAUUGUUUUAUUGAACAUUUAAGCCAUAACAUGUCAGACAUUCUCUGUUAUAGGCAAAAUAAGACUGACUUGGGGGCAUCAGUUGAAUGGAAUUAAAAGAAAAAACGCUUUGAAACUUAAAGCACACAUGCCUGCAUACUUUACUUUGUGCACAACAAUAGUCUUGAUUAUUUGUCAUUAAAACCAUGAGACAGCAUGCAAAACCUAAUGUUUAAUGGAAGAAGACUUCAUGUGAUGCCACUGGUGAUUAGUCAUUGAUUGAAUCAAGCCGAUCAUCCCAUAAAGAACAUGUAUGUUGGUUCAAUAAAUGGGGAACAUUCUGA